CACCCAGGACUGACAGGAAGUCCAGUCCUCUCAGACAUUUCUCUGAUUCGACUGUCGCCGCACGCUGCCGCCGGGUCGGCGGAGUCCCCGUUCAGCCCGCCUCAUCCCUACAUCAGCCCCCACAUGGACCAGUACCUUCGCUCGGUCCACGGCAGCCCCACCCUGUCCAUGAUCUCAGCGGCGCGAGGUCUGAGCCCAGCUGAAGUGACCCACGAGCAUCUGAAGGACCGAGCCCUGUUCAGUUUCCCUCCGCCGGGCUCCAACUCCUCAGAGUACUACCACCUGAUGGCCGGCGCCAGCCACAGGAACCCCUACGGCGAGCUGCUGAUGCAGAACGGAGCUGCCGCUGCCGCCGCUGCAGCUGCCGCUGCCGCUGCUCACCUGCCGGACUACAUCAGCCCUGUGGAUGUUUCCCGGUUCUCCAGCCCCCGGCUGACGCCGCGGCUCAACAGGAAGCGGGCGCUGUCCGUCUCGCCGCUGUCGGACGCCAGCAUCGACCUGCAGACCAUGAUCCGCACCUCGCCCAACUCCCUGGUGGCCUACAUCAACAACUCCCGCUCCAGCUCGGCAGCCAGCAGCUCCUACGGACACCUGUCCGUGGGGGGACUCAGCCCCACCUUCAGCUUCCCCCACCCCAUCAACCCGGCGGCCUACCAGCAGCUGCUGGCCCAGCAGCGGCCGCUCAACGCCUUCGGCCACACGCCGCCUCUGCUGCAGCCGCCGCCGUCCCCGUUCUCCGCUCGCCAGCACGCCGCCACGGCGCCGUCGUCACACAACAGCUCCGAGCUGAGCCAGAAUGCCAGCGGAGAUCCGGCCGUCACCAGUACCGUCAAUCCCUUAAACACCAAGAGAACCAAGGUGAAAACUGAAGCAGAGGGUCCGGUUCCCAUUUCACCGUCUUCUCAGGAGCACGGAGGGGGGGCCCUGGACCUGAGUGAAGACCUGGAUAAGGAUGAGUGCAAGCAGGAGCCCGAGGCUGUUUACGAGACCAACUGUCACUGGGAGGGCUGCAGCCAGGAGUACGACACCCAGGACCAGCUCGUCCAUCACAUCAACAAUGACCACAUCCACGGAGAGAAGAAGGAGUUUGUGUGUCGCUGGGAGGAGUGUUCCCGGGAGCAGAAGCCCUUCAAGGCCCAGUACAUGCUGGUGGUCCACAUGAGGCGCCACACGGGAGAGAAGCCCCACAAAUGCACAUUCGAGGGAUGCUUCAAAGCUUACUCUCGCCUGGAGAACCUGAAGACCCACCUGAGGUCGCACACCGGGGAGAAACCCUACGUCUGUGAGCACGAAGGCUGCAACAAGGCCUUCUCCAACGCCUCGGACCGGGCCAAGCACCAGAACCGCACCCACUCCAAUGAGAAACCCUACGUCUGUAAGAUCCCCGGCUGUACGAAGCGCUACACCGACCCAAGCUCUCUCAGGAAGCACGUCAAGACGGUUCACGGGCCUGAAGCCCACGUCACUAAGAAGCAACGAAGCGACGCACCGCCUAGACUGCCCCCUAGAGGAAACGGAGAGAACGAGGCGAACGCCAAGCACGGCGCAGCGGGCGGCGACGGGAAGACGGAGCCUAGAGGCACGGCCGCAGGAGGAGACGACCGUCUGCAAGUCAGACCCAUCAAGACGGAGAACUCUGUGACAUAUCAGUCCAGUCCUGGUGGCCAGUCGUCAUGCAGCAGCGAGCCGUCGCCUCUCAGCAGCGCCAACAACAACGACAGUGGGGUAGAGAUGGCCCUGCACAGCGGGGGCAGCUACGGGGACCUCAGCGCACAGGAUGAGUGUCCCAUGGUUGACUCUACUGUGACCUCUGGGGGGCAGCAGGUGGGGGUGGGGCUUCAGUUGAGGAAGUCGGUGGCGCACGGAGGAGCGGUCACCAUCAAGCUGGAGAACAUCAAGCAGGAACGGAUGAAGACAGUGAGGGACUCCUGCACCUGGAUCAACAGCAGAGCACAGCCGCCGCAGGGCCAACACAUGAAGCUGCCUCCCAUUCCUGCAGCCGGGUCCCUGAUGGAGAACUCCAACAUGCCGAGUAAUGUCCACGCUCUGUACCCAGGCCAGCCCUCAGGGGAGCUGUAUUCAUGCGAAGUAAAGCUGCUGAACCAGCUGAACGAGCGGCGCGACAGCACCACCAGCACCAUCAGCUCGGCCUACACCUUCAGCCGCCGAUCCUCCGGUAUUUCACCCUGCUACUCCAGCCGUCGCUCCAGCGAGGCCUCCCAGUUUGGCGCUAACCGCCACAACAACAUCAGUUCAGCUGACUCGUAUGAUCCGAUCUCCACCGAUCUGUCUCGGCGCUCCAGCGAGGCCAGUCACUGUGGAGGUGGUGUCACCGGAGGAGGUGGAGGAGGCCUCCCUAGUCUUCUCAGCCUAACACCAGCCCAGCAUUAUCGGCUUAAAGCCACGUACGCCGCUGCCACCGGCGGAGCUCCACCCACUCCUCUCCCCAACAUGGAUCGGAUGAGCCUGAGGACGAGGAUGGCUCUGUACGGCGACCCCCAGGAAGCCUCUGUGGCCUCCUUCCUUCAGCCGCCCGCUGGAGCUGUGCCGAGGCGGUGCAGUGAUACUGGAUAUGGCUCACACAGCAUCAUGCCCCAUGAAGUGCCCACCAACCUUCCACGUCGGGCCAGCGACCCGGUCCGCCGUCCUCCUCUAGACCCGCUUUGUCCUCCCAGGGUCCAGCGCUACAACAGCAUGAACAGCAUGAAUCCCCUGAACGGCCCAUCAGCUGCUGAGCGCCAUCAGACGCUGGCUGCGCAGGGUUACACUCGCUCUGACGGGAGUCUGCAGCGCUACCCGUUCGCCCCGAGACCACCCAGCAUUUCUGAGAACGUGGCCAUGGAGAACAUGGCAGUGGAUGGGGAGCAGACUGUAGAGGAUGAAAUUGUGCUUCCAGAUGAUGUGGUCCAGUACCUCAGGUCGCAGGGUUCUGGUCCGACGGGUCAGAGUCAGGGCUACCAAACAAGCAUGGCUGCCCCACUGAACCUCCAUGGGCAGAGGAGGAUGGCCAUGGUGGACGCCACCCUGCUACAGUCUGGGCCUGAUAUGCAGCCUUACCAGAGGGGUCCUAGUGGCUGCCAGCAGCCUUUCCUGGCACCACCAGACAACAAGAGCAACAUGCCUGUGCAAUGGAACGAGGUGAGCUCAGGGACGAUGGACGCUGCAUCAAAGCUCCCCAAACCACAGCAGCAUGCCACUAGGGGGAACCUCGCUGUUCUGCAGAGGCACAACUCUGGGACACACCAGGGCCUAAGUGGCAACCAGCAGGUUGUACCCAUGAGUCAGAACAUAUCUAUGCAGGGAUAUGUCAGCCACAGCCACCAGAGGCCAAUGAAUACCUCCCUACAGCAGCAGCAUCUACAGAGACAAUGCAGCAGCAUGAACUUUAAUGAGCAAGGCUUCAGCCAAGAGGGAAGUCUUCAUUCUUCGUCUGGAAACUCUAGCAGGCAACCUGCCCUCAGCACUCUGGCAGGUGCAGAACUGCAAAGCUGCAGGACAGGAGCCCUGGGGGACGGGUACUGUCACGCGGACCCGGCGGACCAGCAGCAGGUACCCAGCAUUGCUUUCAAGCAUCAGCAGCAAAAUAGAGGCAGAGGUACGUUACAGCCCAGACCGCCCAAUGAGCCGCGGCCGUUUAGCCGACAACAUCCGGGCUCAGGAACGGCACAGCCCAGCCGGACCCCCAGAGUGGCCGAGCUGUGCCCCAGUAAGGUCACCGUCAGCUCUGAGGCCAGCCCAAAGAGGCGGAGCAAGGAGCUGGACCACAGCAGCGCAGCCAACCACAGCUCUGCUUUGUUCUACACCGCACAGAUUCACAUGUUUCAGCCAUCUUCCAUUGAUGACACAAUGUCACCGAGUGCCAAUGAGGCCGCCUCCUGCAACCCCUCUGCAGCCAGCCUGGCUUCUCCAGGGGUCAACCAGGUCUCCAGCAGCACCGCCGACUCCUCCAGCGGCGGGCCGGGGGCCACGGAGCACGCUCAGAUUGACUUUGACACCAUGCUGGAUGACGGAGAUCACUCCAGCCUGAUGUCUGGGACGCUGAGUCCCGGCCUCCUGCAGAGCCUCUCCCAGAGCUCCUCCCGGCUCACCACACCGCGCAACUCCGUCAGCCUGACGUCGGUGCCGGCGGGGAUCGGGAACAUGGCCAUCGGAGACAUGAGCUCCAUGCUCACAGCUUUGGCUGAAGAGAGCAAGUUCCUCAACAUGAUGAGCUGAGAGCAACCAGGGGUUUGGUGAGAGCAGGAAGUUCAGACGCCUUCAGGAACCUGCAGACGACACCAACACGGCACUGAUGGGUUCCUCUUUUCAUUGUCUGCAGGAAGAUGAGGAUCUUCUAUGCUAAUAGAUGAUGGUUCAGAGUGGGUACUGUUUUUAAAAAGCCAUAUUUUAGCAGCAGGUUUGGGAUCUAAAGGCUGUUCAGGACCGCUGGAGGAACAGACUUCUGCCUGCAGAUCACAGCUGAGGACAGUUUCCAGGAGAAAUGUAGAUAGAAGACGAUGAUUCCUGGAGUCUCGGCUCCCUUUGAUCUGACUGUCAUUGUUUGAUGCUUUAUUCUGUGCGUUUAAACUGGGCUGUCCAGGCUUCCAGACACUGGUUCUUAUGUCUGUAAUGUUCUCCGUUAGCUUUCUGAGGGCAUUACAGGAGCUAAAAGCUAAGUGCGUUCCUCAGCAGGACAAAGACCGUCUCCAGGUCCUUUUCAGACGUGUGAAUGGACAGAUGGAUGUCUGAUGGGUCACGUGAUCUAAGGUGGAAGGUGAACUGUGACCUGAGUCCAGAGGACGACUGCUGUCCUCACCUGUGCCUCAGGACGACGACCACAGCAGCUUCCUCUGCUGCAGUCAGAGCAGACGCACCGCUUGUUGGUGCAGCAGCUUGGAGCGCAUUCAUAGCCACUUCCUGUGGCUGGACGGAGGGACGGACAGGUGGACAGGUGGACAGCCUGUUUGAACCUGCAUGGAAAGCCUGAUGGUUGUGGAUCUGGACAGAACUCUGAUUGUCGUCUUUAUAUUUAUGGAUUUGAGGCUGUGGGGGUUAGGAGCUGAUGACUGGACCCUGCAUGGACCUCCCAGAGGUUCUGAGAGUUCCUCUGCAGAUUCCUUGGUUUUAACUUCUAGUAAGAAUUUGACAGUUUUGCAUAUGUUAGCGUCUGCUCUCGCUUGGUUCAGUGUGUUUGGGGUUGUGUGUAAAAAGCUUUUGUAAAUUUUGAAUAAACUAUCUUCUUUUUUCUGUGAA
Fundulus heteroclitus (mummichog) is the source of this 5232-nucleotide messenger RNA. Its product is annotated as zinc finger protein GLI2-like. Gene Ontology annotation, biological process: regulation of transcription by RNA polymerase II; smoothened signaling pathway. Gene Ontology annotation, cellular component: nucleus. Gene Ontology annotation, molecular function: DNA-binding transcription factor activity, RNA polymerase II-specific; RNA polymerase II cis-regulatory region sequence-specific DNA binding. The transcript has 11 exons. Bases 124 to 4215 code for a protein of 1363 amino acids. NCBI's taxonomy places the organism in Eukaryota, Metazoa, Chordata, Actinopteri, Cyprinodontiformes, Fundulidae. The record is from RefSeq and is a predicted model, not a curated record.